Messenger RNA from Fusarium odoratissimum NRRL 54006, 1440 nucleotides. RefSeq lists its product as uncharacterized. The record is from RefSeq and is a predicted model, not a curated record. Bases 1 to 1440 code for a protein of 479 amino acids. The transcript is spliced from 2 exons. NCBI's taxonomy places the organism in Eukaryota, Fungi, Ascomycota, Sordariomycetes, Hypocreales, Nectriaceae. Gene Ontology annotation, molecular function: aspartic-type endopeptidase activity. Gene Ontology annotation, biological process: proteolysis.
AUGGAUGAGCUCGACAGAUCAACUUACAAGGUUUCAAUCAUGAAGUCUACUCAACUAUCCUCCUUACUAUUCUCUCUACUAUCACUCACUGAAGGAAUUUCUCUUAACAAGAGAGACAAUGGCCUCGAGCCUCGUGUUAUGAGCGUGGAGAUUCAGAGGCGGACAAUAUCUGAUCCUAUUUCCAACGAUCGAAGACGUCUUCGCAAGAGAGACGGGACAAUAGACAUUGGUAUUGACAAUGAACAAUCUCUUUACUUCCUCAAUGCAUCAUUGGGAACGCCACCUCAAGAUUUCCGUCUUCAUCUCGACACUGGAAGCAGUGAUCUAUGGGUCAACGCAGAAGGCUCAAAACUAUGUUCUACUCACGCCAAUAUAUGCAGCGAAUCUGGUCUAUACAGUCCUAACAAGUCGUCGACUUAUGAGUAUUUGAACAGCGACUUCAACAUCUCAUAUGCCGAUGGCUCUGGUGCUUCCGGAGACUAUGCUACCGAGACGUUCCGCAUGGGUAGUGUAAAGCUUGAAGAUUUACAGUUUGGUAUCGGAUAUGUCACAUCUGACAACGAAGGCGUCCUUGGUAUCGGAUACAAGAGCAAUGAAGCUCAGGUCGGCCAACUCAACCGAGACGCUUACGAUAACUUGCCGGCCAAGUUGGCUUCCAAAGGUCUCAUCGCUUCUAAUGCGUACAGCUUGUAUCUGAACGACCUCGAGUCUGCCACCGGAACCAUCCUAUUUGGAGGCGUGGAUCAGGAGCAGUAUACCGGCGAUCUAGUCACUCUCCCCAUCAACAAGAUUAACGGCGAGUUUGCCGAGCUCUCCAUCACACUACAGAGCGUCAGCGCAGACUCAGAAACUAUCGCUGACAACCUUGACCUUGCUGUUAUUCUCGACUCUGGCUCAACACUCUCAUAUCUCCCCGCCACACUUACGUCAGACAUAUAUGAUAUUGUUGGCGCUCAGUACGAGGAGGGAGAGUCUGUGGCAUACGUUCCCUGCGAUCUUGGAAACGAUUCAGGAAACUUGACGUUCAAGUUCAAAGACCCGGCAGAGAUCUCAGUACCAUUGAGUGAGCUGGUCCUUGACUUCACCGAUGUGACAGGGCGCCAAUUAUCCUUCGACAAUGGCCAGGCAGCCUGCACUUUUGGAAUAGCACCCACGACAGGGGACAUUUCUAUCUUGGGUGACACGUUUCUCAGAAGCGCCUACGUUGUUUUCGAUCUUGAGAAUAACGAGAUCUCACUAGCACAGAGCAACUUUGACGCUACAAAAUCGCAUAUUCUCGAGAUCGGUACCGGAAAGCAUCCUGUUCCUACUGCCACUGGUAGUGGUUCUUCUGAUAACAAGGAAAAUGCCGCUGCGUCACUUUCACCAUUAGGAGGCGACGCAGCUAUUUCCAUGGUUGCUGGGGCCUUUGCUCUCGGGUUUGCUUGGAUGCUUAUUUAA